AUGGGUAUCGUGUAUGAGACAAAAAGUGGUGCUGUGGUUGGUGACAAUGGUUACUUUGAUGUAUCUAUACCACUGAGUCUUUUGCUAGGAUUUGCUGAAGAUUACCAUAAAGUUGUCAUCAAUGCAAAGCAUGAGUUGAUUUUAAUAAGAUCAAAUGCUAAUUUAAAUGCAUACAUUGUGGCCACCCCUGCUGCUGGAGCUCAUGCUGAAACUGUUAAAAUUACGCUGCAAAAAAUCGAUUGGAUUGUACCAUAUGUAACUAUGGCUGAUAAACAAAAAAUUGAAGCCUUGAAUUAUAUUACAAGUGAUCCAGCUAUCUCAAUCAGUUUCCGGGCUUGGGAGAUGUACGAGUAUCCUCUAUUGCCAAAUACUUCGAAGCACAUUUGGGCAGUUAGAACAUCUACGCAGCUCGAGAAACCACGUUUUGUGAUACUUGGAUUUCAAACAGCAAGAAAAAAUGAUGCAACUAAAAAUGCCAGCGUAUUUGAUCACUGCAACAUCAGAGACAUAAAAUUAUUUCUAAACUCUCAGAGUUAUCCUUAUGGAAAUUUAAACCUCAACAUUGCAAACAAUCAAUAUGCUCUGUUCUAUGAUAUGUAUAUGAAUUUCCAAAUUUCAUACUACAACAAAGAACCUGAACCACUGCUGACGAAAAAAAAAUUUUUGGAACAAGCACCACUGUAUGUUAUUGAUUGCUCAAAACAAAACGAAUCGAUAAAAUCUGGACCAGUGGAUAUUCGUCUGGAAUUUGAAUCUACAAAUCAAUUUCCUGUGCAGAUAUCAGCUUAUUGUCUCAUUAUACAUGAUCGCAUAGUCAAGUAUAAUCCUACAAACAGCAUCGUACGAAAACUAAUAUGA
Molecule: messenger RNA, 858 nt
Organism: Microplitis demolitor
Lineage: Eukaryota; Metazoa; Arthropoda; Insecta; Hymenoptera; Braconidae
Exons: 1
Coding region: 1-858 (285 amino acids)
Source: RefSeq, a predicted model, not a curated record